This is a messenger RNA of Solanum tuberosum (potato), 1610 nucleotides long. RefSeq lists its product as uncharacterized. The transcript is spliced from 3 exons. The coding region runs from base 49 to 1386 and encodes 445 amino acids. Lineage: Eukaryota; Viridiplantae; Streptophyta; Magnoliopsida; Solanales; Solanaceae. The record is from RefSeq and is a predicted model, not a curated record.
UUAGAACAACUUGAAAGGGAUAUAGUUAUUAUAUUAUGUAAGCUUGAGAUGAUCUUUCCACCUGCUUUUUUUGAUAUUAUGGUACAUUUGGCUGUACAUUUACCACGAGAAGCUAUGUAUGGGGGACCAGUACAGUAUCGUUGGAUGUACAAAAUUGAGAGAUUUUUGUGUAAGCUUAAGCGUUAUGUGCGAAACAAGGCGCGACCAGAAGGUUCUAUUGCAGAAGGUUAUAUUAUUGAUGAAUGUUUGACAUUUUGCUCUAUGUAUCUUACUAACAUUGAGACUAGAUUUAAUCGUGAAGAUCGAAAUGUUGAUGGAUCUAGCAACAAAGAGGAACAUGUUCUGGACAUAUUUUCUGAAAGUGUUAGACCAUUUAAAGGAGAAUAUGAUGCAAUACCGAAGAAAGAUUUUGAUAUGGCUCAGUGGUAUGUGUUAAAUAAUUGUGAAGAAGCAGAGCCUUUUCUACAGGAACACAAAAAUGAGUUGUUAAACCAAGAUGUUGUGAAUAUAGAAGAGAAACAUAGAGAACAUUUUUCUUUAUGGUUCAAAGGGAAAAUUAUGCAUUUGUGUAAUAAGGAGAAUUCAAUGUCUAUCAAGAAGUUAUAUCCUUUGGCAAUGGGACCUGAUGUUCGAGGAAGGAGAUAUCCUGGUUGUAUUGUUAAUGGUGUUAGGUACCAUAUUCAAAGUCGUGAUGAAUUACGUAAAAGUCAAAAUAGUGGCAUAGUUGUUGAAGGCUAUCAUGAAAAUGAAGUGAUUGACUUUUAUGGUAUUAUAGUUGACAUUAUUGAGUUAGAGUAUAUAGAAGGCAAUCGAGUUGUUCUAUUUAAAUGCAAGUGGUUUGAUCUUCGUAAAAAAACUGGGAUGCAGAAAGAUAAAAAUUUUACCAGUAUAAAUGUAAAUAGAUUUUGGUAUGAACAUGAUUCUUUUGUACUAGCUACUCAAGCAAAGCAAGUAUUUUAUAUUUGUGAUCCGAAAUUAGGAAAAAAUUGGCGAAUUGUGCAAAAAUUUCAAGAUAGACAUAUAUAUGAUGUGCUAGAGAUGCAAAAUUCAAAGGUGGAAAGUGAUGAAUUACACACUACUGAUGAAGUGUAUCAAGACGUGUCAAUGGAAAGUAACAUGAUAGAUGUUUCUAUUGAGGAUAUGCCGAUCCAAUUACAUAGAGAUGAUGUUGAUUCAAUUACCUUGGAUUCAAGUGCAUUUGAAUUGAAGGUUCAAACAGAACAUGAAGUUGGUUACAAUACCGCAGAUUCUGACCUAGAGGACGACAAUAUAAUUGAGUACAUAAGUGAUCUUGAUAGAACUGAAGGCACUACAAGUAUUGAUAAAGAUGAAGAUGGUGACACAGAUGAUGAAGAUGACAUUGAUUUUUUUGAUGUAACUUCAUAACUGUAGGGGCUUACCUUUCAUUGACUACGACUAGUGCGUCUCUCCUUCUUCUUCCAGGUAUGUAUUCUAUUAUUCUUGUUCCUCAUCAUCUCCUUCUUCUUCUUCCUCGCUAGAGUCUGGCUAAAAAAAUAAUUUCAAACUUUUGCUCGCACUCGUUUGACUGUUUCCUCUGUUUCAUUAGACUUCUAUUGGAGUUUUCUCUAUGUUUUAAAUUUUGGGUGUGG